AUGCAACAACGUCGUGAAGAAAUCCUGGCCAAGAAGGCAAAGCUCGCAGAACUCAAGCGGCAGAGGGAGCUCCGAGCAAACCAAGCAACAGCAACUCGCCAGAGCAUAGGCAGCCCCAGCGAGCUCAUCGCACCACAACCGGGGCGUGGCGACAAUCGCCGCGAUAUCGAAGCUUUGAUCAAUACCCUCGUUGGAGAAAGUCGCCCUGGAUCCACGACCACAGGAGGCGCGGCAUCGCCGGCGCAUAGGGGCAGCCGGCCCAACAGUGUGCUGUCAGCUGGGAGAUUAGCAACGAAACAUCAGAAGUCGCCAUAG
Molecule: messenger RNA, 315 nt
Organism: Verticillium dahliae VdLs.17
Lineage: Eukaryota; Fungi; Ascomycota; Sordariomycetes; Glomerellales; Plectosphaerellaceae
Exons: 2
Coding region: 1-315 (104 amino acids)
Source: RefSeq, a predicted model, not a curated record